ACCCCGGUUCGAGCACCACUGACACGCCCAAGUGUCCCACCACCCGGCAGACCGUCAGCUCCUCCACCACCUCCACCUAUAAUAAAAACUAAUGGUAGCCACACUCCAGAGCCACCUCCACCACCGGCUGUUCCACCAGUUGCUUCAGCUCUUCCUAAUAGAUUUGGCAGUUCUCCUGCUAUGGGCGUUCGAUCAGAGGAGAGUGCUCCACCUCCUCCUCCAAGGAGUGCAUCUAAAGCUGGUAGUUCCAUUUUUUCUCCUCCUUCUCUGGCAACACCCAAGUUCACAAGCAAGGAUGCUCAUCCUCUUGACCGUUUCGUUUUCAAACCACUGUCAAGUCUUCCGCCUCCGCCGAUUCCUUCACAAGGUCGUGCUUAUUAA
This is a messenger RNA of Ostertagia ostertagi, 381 nucleotides long. The record is from the annotation of a GenBank genome assembly. NCBI's taxonomy places the organism in Eukaryota, Metazoa, Nematoda, Chromadorea, Rhabditida, Trichostrongylidae.